AUGGUUGAUGAAUACAAUCAACCGCCAGUUGAAUACAAUCAACGGCCCGUUGAAUAUAAUCAACGGCCCGUUGAAUAUAAUCAAUCGCCAGUUGAAUAUAAUCAACCGCCCGUUGAAUAUAAUCAACCGCCCGUUGAAUAUAAUCAACCGCCCGUUGAAUAUAAUCAACCGCCCGUUGAAUAUAAUCAACCGCCCGUUGAAUAUAAUCAACCGCCCGUUGAAUAUAAUCAACCGCCCGUUGAAUAUAAUCAACCGCCCGUUGAAUAUAAUCAACCGCCCGUCGAAUAUAAUCAACCGCCAGUUGAAUACAAUCAACCGUCCGUUGAAUACAAUCAACCGUCCGUUGAAUACAAUCAACCGUCCGUUGAAUACAAUCAACCGUCCGUUGAAUACAAUCAACCGUCCGUUGAAUACAAUCAACCGUCCGUUGAAUACAAUCAACCGCCAGUUGAAUAUAACCAACCGCCAGUUGAAUAUAACCAACCGCCACUUGAAUGUAACCAACCGCCACUUGAAUGUAACCAACCGCCAGUUGAAUAUAACCAACCGUCAGUUGAAUAUAACCAACCGCCAGUUGAAUAUAACCAACCGCCAGUUGAAUAUAACCAACCGCCCGUUGAAUAUAACCAACCGCCAGUUGAAUAUAACCAACCGCCAGUUGAAUAUAACCAACCGCCAGUUGAAUAUAACCAACUGUCCGUUGAAUAUAAUCAACCGCUAGUUGAAUACAAUCAACCGCCAGUUGAAUACAAUCAACCGCCAGUUGAAUACAAUCAACCGCCAGUUGAAUACAAUCAACCGCCAGUUGAAUACAAUCAACCGCCAGUUGAAUACAAUCAACCGCCAGUUGAAUACAAUCAACCGCCAGUUGAAUACAAUCAACCGCCAGUUGAAUACAAUCAACCGCCAGUUGAAUAUAACCAACCGCCCGUUGAAUAUAAUCAACCGCCAUUGAAUAUAAUCAAUCUUAAAUAUAAUCAACCGCCAGUUGAAUACAAUCAACCGCCAGUUGAAUACAAUCAACCGCCAGUUGAAUACAAUCAACCGCCAGUUGAAUACAAUCAACCGCCAGUUGAAUACAAUCAACCGCCCGUUGAAUAUAAUCAACCGCCCGUUGAAUAUAAUCAACCGCCCGUUGAAUAUAAUCAACCACCCGUUGAAUAUAAUCAACCGCCCGUUGAAUAUAAUCAACCGCCCGUUGAAUAUAAUCAACCGCCCGUUGAAUACAAUCAACCGCCAUUUAAUACAAUCAACCUUGAAUACAAUCAACCGCCAGUUGAAUACAAUCAACCGCCAGUUGAAUAUAACCAACCGCCAGUUGAAUAUAACCAACCGCCAGUUGAAUAUAACCAACCGCCCGUUGAAUAUAACCAAUUGCCCGUUGAAUAUAACCAACUGCCCGUUGAAUAUAAUCAACCGCCAGUUGAAUACAAUCAACCGCCAGUUGAAUACAAUCAACCGCCAGUUGAAUACAAUCAACCGCCAGUUGAAUACAAUCAACCGCCAGUUGAAUACAAUCAACCGCCAGUUGAAUACAAUCAACCGCCAGUUGAAUACAAUCAACCGCCAGUUGAAUAUAAUCAACCGCCAGUUGAAUAUAAUCAACCGCCAGUUGAAUAUAAUCAACCGCCAGUUGAAUAUAAUCAACCGCCAGUUGAAUACAAUCAACCGUCAGUUGAAUACAAUCAUCGGCCCGUUGAAUAUAACCAACCGCCCGUUGAAUAUAAUCAACCGCCAGUUGAAUACAAUCAACCGCCAGUUGAAUACAAUCAACCGCCAGUUGAAUACAAUCAACCGCCAGUUGAAUAUAACCAACCGCCCGUUGAAUAUAACCAACCGCCCGUUGAAUAUAACCAACCGCCCGUUGAAUAUAAUCAACCGCCAGUUGAAUAUAAUCAACCGCCAGUUGAAUAUAAUCAACCGCCAGUUGAAUAUAAUCAACCGCCCGUUGAAUAUAAUCAACCGCCCGUUGAAUAUAAUCAACCGCCCGUUGAAUAUAAUCAACCGCCAGUUGAAUAUAAUCAACCGUCCGUUGAAUACAAUCAACCAUCCGUUGAAUACAAUCAACCAUCCGUUGAAUACAAUCAACCUUCCGUUGAAUACAAUCAACCUUCCGUUGAAUACAAUCAACCGUCCGUUGAAUACAAUCAACCGUCCGUUGAAUAUAAUCAACCGUCCGUUGAAUACAAUCAACCGCCAGUUGAAUAUAACCAACCGCCAGUUGAAUAUAACCAACCGCCACUUGAAUGUAACCAACCGCCAGUUGAAUAUAACCAACCGCCAGUUGAAUAUAACCAACCGCCACUUGAAUGUAACCAACCGCCAGUUGAAUAUAACCAACCGCCAGUUGAAUAUAACCAACCGCCAGUUGAAUGUAACCAACCGCCAGUUGAAUAUAACCAACCGCCCGUUGAAUAUAACCAACCGCCAGUUGAAUAUAACCAACCGCCCGUUGAAUAUAACCAACCGCCAGUUGAAUAUAACCAACCGCCCGUUGAAUAUAACCAACUGCCCGUUGAAUAUAAUCAACCGCCAGUUGAAUACAAUCAACCGCCAGUUGAAUACAAUCAACCGCCAGUUGAAUACAAUCAACCGCCAGUUGAAUACAAUCAACCGCCAGUUGAAUACAAUCAACCGCCAGUUGAAUAUAACCAACCGCCCGUUGAAUAUAACCAACCGCCCGUUGAAUAUAAUCAACCGCCAGUUGAAUAUAAUCAACCGCCAGUUGAAUACAAUCAACCGUCAGUUGAAUACAAUCAACCGCCAGUUGAAUACAAUCAACCGCCAGUUGAAUACAAUCGACCGCCAGUUGAAUAUAAUCAACCGCCAGUUGAAUAUAAUCAACCGCCAGUUGAAUAUAAUCAACCGCCAGUUGAAUAUAAUCAACCUCCAGUUGAAUAUAAUCAACGGCCCGUUGAAUAUAACCAACCUCCAGUUGAAUAUAACCAACCGCCCGUUGAAUAUAACCAACCGCCCGUUGAAUAUAACCAACCGCCCAUUGAAUAUAACCAACCGCCCGUUGAAUAUAACCAACCGCCAGUUGAAUAUAAUCAACCGCCAGUUGAAUAUAAUCAAUCGCCAGUAGAAUAUAAUCAACCGCCAGUUGAAUACAAUCAACCGCCAGUUGAAUACAAUCAACCGCCAGUUGAAUACAAUCAACCGCCAGUUGAAUACAAUCAACCGCCACCAGUUGAAUACAAUCAACCGCCAGUUGAAUACAAUCAACCGCCAGUUGAAUACAAUCAACCGUCCGUUGAAUACAAUCAACCGCCCGUUGAAUAUAAUCAACCGCCCGUUGAAUAUAAUCAACCGUCCGUUGAAUAUAAUCAACCACCCGUUGAAUAUAAUCAACCGCCCGUUGAAUAA
Bradysia coprophila is the source of this 3366-nucleotide messenger RNA. Its product is annotated as extensin-2-like. Lineage: Eukaryota; Metazoa; Arthropoda; Insecta; Diptera; Sciaridae. The record is from RefSeq and is a predicted model, not a curated record.